UUUUGGGAUGAUAAGCUUACCGACGAGGAGAUGGAUCUGAUUUGUGGAUCAUACGAGGUUGCAACAGGUUUUGUUUCAAAGCAGGGUCAACAACAAACCGCGAUCAAGUCUUGGUGGCCUCGUUCAGGCUCCUGGCGAUCCUGUGGCCUAAAUUGUGGAUACUGGUCCAGAGAUGCAGAAGAUUGGUUCCAAAAUCGUUUGGACCAAAUU
This is a messenger RNA of Lentinula edodes (shiitake mushroom), 210 nucleotides long. RefSeq lists its product as uncharacterized. The record is from RefSeq and is a predicted model, not a curated record. The transcript is spliced from 2 exons. NCBI's taxonomy places the organism in Eukaryota, Fungi, Basidiomycota, Agaricomycetes, Agaricales, Omphalotaceae. The annotation marks the transcript as partial.